Cyprinodon tularosa is the source of this 2527-nucleotide messenger RNA. RefSeq names its product ubiquitin-conjugating enzyme E2Z (gene ube2z). The record is from RefSeq and is a predicted model, not a curated record. Bases 403 to 1614 code for a protein of 403 amino acids. The transcript is spliced from 7 exons. Gene Ontology annotation, cellular component: nucleus. Lineage: Eukaryota; Metazoa; Chordata; Actinopteri; Cyprinodontiformes; Cyprinodontidae. Gene Ontology annotation, biological process: negative regulation of apoptotic process. Gene Ontology annotation, molecular function: ubiquitin conjugating enzyme activity; cysteine-type endopeptidase inhibitor activity.
UUUUCUCACUUCCGUUCGACCUGAUGGAGGGAUCUUCCUGAAGUUGCGACAAGCUUACUUAAUGCUGGUGAUGCGGUCAUUUUAAAGCGGGUUUUACCGAUAUUAUUUUCAAUAUUUUCAUCAAAUCUACCCGAACAACAGCCUCCGCUGUGAGGUGACCAUUUUGAAUUCAGAGGAAAACGUCAACAGUUGAGUGUAUAUUUAAGCUAACAGCUAGCACCAUGUUUUGGGAAGAAUUGCUUUUCUCUCUGUUGGUCUGGCCUCAAGCUGCCUCCUCUUCCUCUGACUGAGCUGGAAACCUGAAAGGUGGAGGAAACUUCUCAGCUGAAGUCAAUGAGGCUCCCAGGUUCCUCUACAGGUUCUUCUGCAUCUCGUUUCUUCUAGCCUGCUAGCUCGUCAGCUAUGGCGGACAGCUUUGAAGAGGAGUACAGCGGCGGUGGCCACAGUUUAGGCGUUCCCGGACAGGGUGGCGGAGCUUUUCCGCUGCCGGCUUUGCCAGGGGGAUACCCUGCCGCUAGCGGAGCUCACCCUAGCCCCAACUCGGCCUCCCCCUCUCCCGCUACAACCCCAGCCGCGCCCGGUGGCCUGGCCGCUGUGGUGUCCCCGAUCUCCGCAGUUGCCUCUUCAGCCAUGGGCUUUGGGAACGCAUUCAGCUCCGGCCCUUCGCCACCAGUCCUGGCCGUGUCCCCCAUCGUUCACACGUCCUCCCCCCUGCCCGGUGUCGGCCAAGGGGUGGCGGGGCUGGCAGGAGGGGGGCUCCUGUCCCAGAUCCACGCCACUUCCUGGGACCCAACUCUGAGCGCAGACUGGGACAAUGAGAAGGCAUCCCAGACAUGCAUCCUGAGGAUCAAGAGGGACAUAAUGUCAAUAUACAAGGAACCCCCCCCUGGGAUGUUUGUUGUUCCAGAUCCUCAGGAUAUGACCAAGAUCCAUGCUCUGAUCACAGGACCGUUCGACACGCCCUAUGAGGGCGGCUUCUUCCUCUUCCUGUUCCGCUGCCCCCCAGACUACCCCAUCCAUCCGCCACGAGUAAAGCUAAUCACAACCGGACAGAACACGGUCCGCUUUAACCCCAACUUCUACCGCAACGGCAAGGUGUGCCUCAGCAUCCUGGGUACAUGGACCGGACCAGCUUGGAGUCCAGCACAGAGCAUAUCCUCUGUCCUCAUAUCCAUUCAGUCCCUGAUGACGGAGAACCCGUAUCACAACGAGCCCGGCUUCGAGCAGGAGCGCCACCCAGGGGACAGUAAGAAUUACAACGAGUGCAUCCGCCAUGAAACCAUGAGGGUGGCUGUAUGCGACAUGCUGGAGGGGAAAGUUCCCUGUCCUGAGGCUCUGAGUAGCGUGAUGGAGAAGUCCUUCCUGGAGUACUACGACUUCUAUGAGGGCGUCUGCAAAGAGCGGCUGCAUCUGCAGGGUCAGAACAUGCAGGACCCAUUUGGGGAGAAGCGCGGUUGUUUCGAUUACCAGAGCCUGCUGGUUCGUCUCGGCGCCACUCACAGGCGAAUACGGGAAAAGAGCUUGGCGGAGGACACUCGCAACGACAACAACUCGGACUCGGAUACCAGCUCCUCUGAAACGGACCUGGACAGCCAGGGCAGCUCCCAGCCCUGACUCCACGCCGCCGGCCUUGGACUGAUUGGAUUCUUUGUUUGCCUCUUUAUUUUCCUUUUAACUUUUUUUUCAGCGGCGCCAGCCGUCAUAUUCUAACGGUCCGUCAUCGUUCAUGGAUCCAGAGUUCAUUGCUGAGUUCUUCUCCUGUUGUGUGCUGACAGAAAGUUGGUCCACUGAGAAGGCCACGAGGGUUUAAUGUUUAACGCUUGUUUAGAGCUAAUCCGAUACCCUGAACUCGAUGUUCACUCGGAUUCUCCCAAAAAAAAUAAACCCAGUAAAACUUUAGAUUAGUUCCCAGAGGAAAUGGUGAUGUUAUCUGCCAGAAGAAAGGCCGACAGGUGAAACUUAUCCUACAAAACGUCACUGUGGCUUAAAUACGCCGCCGCAGCAGAAGACUGCCAAUACUCCAUGGCGUCUGCCGUCCUUCAUGGCGGCCUUGUUUUGGGUUUUAGAUGUGAGGAAGACCCUUAGCUGGAUUAAAGAUGUGGGCCGGUGAAAUGAUGUGCCUUGUCAUCGCUGCAGAAAAACCAUCUCUGGAUUUAUAAGCCGUGUUGAUGAAUCUGUGAAGCUCAGAUCUUUGCUAACAAUAAAUCAGAAGCAGAUCAUCAGAUGUAGAUUGGAGCCGUUUUAACGUCCGGUUUUCCUCCGUGAUACCAGGAACAUUUCCCGAAUAUCACUGCUGGAAAACGUCUUUCCUGUCAUCCUGAUGCAUUUUUUUUUUUGGCAUGUUUGUCACGCUCGAGUGUAUUUCAACGCGAACUGAUUCAAAUAUUGGUGGAAAAACGUGCAGUUUUUCAUUAAAGGCUUUUUGUUAACAGACGAUCCAAACCUUCACGUCUCUGUUUGUCCCAAAACACUCGAGACAAACGCCUUUCUCCCGUCACGCAUGGAGGAAACGCGGCUCCACAUCUCA